AUGGCAACGGCUUCUGAGUUCACUUCUCCUCGAGAACUAGAGCUUCCAAAUUUCUCCACCCUCGCCAGUUCGGUGUCCCGCAUGGAGCAUCGUGUCCUCACUUGCAACCCCGGCAUGCCUGGAGGCUUGUUUCCUUCGAGGGAUUCAAAGGUGGGGAAAUUUGAUGUGUUUCCUGUCGAACUCAUCUUCAAGAUUUUCGCAAAUCUCGACUUUGCUUCCCUAAUCAAGUUUAAAAAGGCCAACUACGCAGCGUUUGCAUUAGUUUCAGCCUAUCUACCGUUCGAGGUCGCAAUGAAACAUAGCUCUGAAACCCUUAGAGCCAUCCAAUCUGUUGGAACCUUGAAAUUUGUGAAUGCUUCAGAGCUUUUCGAAGUCAUGCGGUCGACUAAAUGCUCUCAAUGUGGGAACACUGGCCCGUUUUUAUUUAUUCCUCUUCUAAAACGGACCUGUUGGAAAUGCAUUCCUACAUUCCGAAUCUACAAAGUUAGCAGCGUUAAAAGAUGUUUUGGCCUUGAUGAUUCACACUUUCGCAACGUUGCAACAUUCCGAACCAUCCCAGGGACCUACGGGGUGCCACUUAGACAAUACGAUGUGAUCCAGCACUUGAUCUCAGAGCCCGGUGCCCAGCAAGCUCGGUUGGAAGCUGGUCAUUUUGAUCAGAUGCAGAGUGACCGCCGAACGUCUCUGACUCUUGCUUUGUCUCAAUAUCAGGGAUACCUUCGCAGUGCACGAGCCAAUCUGUACGAUCUGUCUGCUCUUCCACAGGGACGUACCCCUACUCGCGGACCUAGAACCUGGGAAGCAAGUAUUAACGAGGAUACUCAUCAGUAUACUUACCUCCUAACCACCAUUCUGCCCUUUGCAAACCUUGCCGAGAGGACCAUACAGCACCCUAGAUACUGUGCCGGAUGUCUCUAUGAAAGGCAUAUCUUUAAGACCCAGGUCAAGCGAACAAUGUCAAACGAAGUUGAGGCAGAAAGGAUGGAGAUUGAUACAUUGUUCAAGGCCAGUAGAGCUUGCUAUCUAAGGACCUUGUGGACCAUCUUGCGGUCUGCGAAUCGGUCCCUAUACUCCUUGCAAAAUCGCCAGUCAACUACACUCUUCGUUAGGCUUACAAACUGGUGGCAUCCUUCGGUCUCGUGCUUCCCUAGCAGUCCUUAGUGGUGGUUCACUCUUCUCUUACCAUUUUUGUGCUUUUUCCAUGCCCUGCCUUUACGCGGCCCCUUUGUCCUUAAUUUUUUUACCUUUUUUCUUUUUUCUCCCCAAAUUGACAACUUUCAAUUGUCCCUAUUCCAUUUUAAAAAAGCAAUUACAUGAAUCCCUUUGUUAUACCCCCCCAUCCCAAUCCUAAUGCGACAUUAAAUGCCCCUUUUCACGUUUAGCCCUUGUGCCUCGCAAUAAUACCCGAUUCCCCCACCAACAUGCCCUCUCAGUUUGUAAUUUCCUUCUCAAGCUUUCUGCGAUU
Messenger RNA from Coccidioides immitis RS, 1465 nucleotides. RefSeq lists its product as uncharacterized. The record is from RefSeq and is a predicted model, not a curated record. NCBI's taxonomy places the organism in Eukaryota, Fungi, Ascomycota, Eurotiomycetes, Onygenales, Onygenaceae. The transcript has a single exon. Bases 1 to 1161 code for a protein of 386 amino acids.